Leptonychotes weddellii (Weddell seal) is the source of this 1768-nucleotide messenger RNA. The record is from RefSeq and is a predicted model, not a curated record. Lineage: Eukaryota; Metazoa; Chordata; Mammalia; Carnivora; Phocidae.
CCACAGCCGCCAUUUCCUGUCCGGCCCUGGGCGUGUCAGGUAUUCUGGUUGACAAUGGCUGACGAUCACGAGAAAGAUUUGCAGAAAUUUCUUAAAAAUGUGGAUGAAAUCACCAGCUUAAUCCAGGAGAUGAAUUCUGAUGACCCGCUUGUACAACAGAAAGCUAUCCUGGAGACAGAAAAGAGACUACUGUUUACAGAGGAAGUCCAAGAGGAGGACGGAUGCCGGACCACCCUGAAUAAGACCAUGAUCAGUCCUCCGCAAGCUCCUACGGAGAAUGCAGAUGAGAUAAACUCAGAAGCCUUCUUGGCAUCUGUGGAGUUGGAUGCAAAAGAACGUGCCAGGAGAAGAAAGGAAAACAAAGUCUUAGCAGAUGCCCUGAAAGCAAAGGGGAAUGAAGCCUUUGCCAGAGGCGACUACGAAGCGGCCAUCGUGUGCUACAGUGAGGGUCUGGACAAGCUGAAGGACAUGAAGGUGCUCUACACCAACCGGGCCCAGGCUUAUCUAAAACUCGGGGACUACCAGAAGGCAGUCGUGGAUUGUGAGUGGGCUCUGAAGUGUGAUGAAAAAUGCACAAAAGCGUAUUUCCACAUGGGAAAAGCCCACCUGGCCCUGAAGAACUACAGUGUGGCUAGAGAGUGUUAUCAGAAGAUCUUAGAAAUAAACCCCCAGCUUCAGACCCAGGUGAAAGAUUACCUGAAUCAAGUAAAUCUCCGGGAGAAAGCAGACCUUCAAGAGAAGGAAGCCCACAGAUCGCUGGAUUCGGGGAAGAACACAGCUGUGACAGUCAAGAAUCUCCUGGAGACGCUUUGCAAGCCCGAUCAGACCCCCUUGUUCUACGCAGGGGGGAUUGAAAUCCUGACUGAAAUGAUGCAGGAUUGCACAGAACGAACUUUAUUCAGAACACACAACGGAUUCAGUCUCAUCAGCGAGAAUAAGGUCCUAAGAAGGUGCUUUUCCACGGCAGGAAAAGAUGCAGUGGAAGAGAUGGUGUGCGUGUCUGUCCUCAGGCUCUGGCAAGCAGUGUGCACGGGGAACGAGGAAAACCAGCGCCUGCUACUCCAGCACCCCUACGUGGGCCGGCUGCUGCCGUCCUUGCUGGCCGCCAGGGCUCUGAUCGUCCGCCAGCAGAGCCUGGCCCUGCUGCUGCAGCUCGCCCAGGCGGACCACGGACGGGGCCUGAUCAUCAGCCACCUUGACGGGACCCGGUAGGACUCUGCUGGCGGGAGCUUCCCUGGGGCUUCUCAGACUGUCACCUGCCAGGUUAACACUUGCCUGUCCCCUUCCCACACCUCCAGCAGGAGAGGGGCCGUCAGACUUCAUUAAGGGUCAAACCAGAAAGGAAGGAGCGCACUCCCUCGGGAGGACCUCCGGGACGAGCUCCUGCCUGAACUUAGUACCCCAGGCACUUUCACUUCUCUGACCGGUUUCCCUUUCACGGAUACUACAGGUGGUGUAAAUGGCAGCCCUUCAAACCCAGAUUGGAGUCCAGCUCUGAACUAGGUCAUUCGCUCCUGCCCCUUUAGCCUCCGUCCGGCUCUGCCCUCUUUCUGCCCGCACUUUUCUUCUUUCAUUCCUGUUCGAGGUGACACUCUGAGUUGGCAUGUUCUUUAAGCCUUUCUGGAGCAAGGUAGAGUAGAGGUAAAUAAACGCAUCUGGAACACUCUUGCACGUAGGUCUUUCCAAGGUUUACAGCCUUGGAAACAGAAUGUGCCUCUCCCCUGAGUAGACUUGAUAAAAAAUUUACUGAACCCCAGUGAUGCCUUCC